Molecule: messenger RNA, 2389 nt
Organism: Rhododendron vialii
Lineage: Eukaryota; Viridiplantae; Streptophyta; Magnoliopsida; Ericales; Ericaceae
Product: pentatricopeptide repeat-containing protein At1g63330-like
Exons: 1
Coding region: 249-2114 (621 amino acids)
Molecular function (GO): protein binding
Source: RefSeq, a predicted model, not a curated record
CCCCCACUUUUCCCAAGUUCCAAACAAACAGAGCAGGAGCAGUUUCAAAUCCUUGAAGCGUGUUCGCUAGAUCUGCUUCUACUUUGAUCAAACAACGUCAAUUUCGAAUCAGUCCAGUCGGUUGGUAGUGGUGAAUCCCCUCUCUCUCUCUCUCUCUCUCUCUCUCUCUCUCUCUCUCUCUUCUCCUCCUCCUCCUCCUCCUCCUCCUCCUCCCAAAUAUAACUUUACGUUCAUCGUGGAUUUCCACUAUGGCAGCUGUUGCUUUGAUUUCCAGCUCUAGAAUGGCUUGCAAAUACCCAACAAAAGGUACCUCUCUUCAUCUUUCACUCAACUUUCACCCAUUGCUGGCUCAUAUAGCGUUGUUUCACUCCCAAAUUCCAACAAACCCUUUUGCUCCUGAUUCCCUUGCAAAAAUGGGUCCGACUCAGAUACAGAAAUUGGUAUUCGAAAAACACAAAUUGGGUUUCGAUAAGCUCGACCAUGCUCUUGAUUUGUUCCAUCGAAUGGUCGAAAUUCGAUCUCGUCUUUCGGUUGUCAAUUUUAAUCUGCUGUUAAAUGCUAUUACCAGAAUGAAGCAAUAUUCAACGGUAAUCUCUUUAUUCAGAGAAAUACGGGAGCUGGGAAUUCCAAUAAAUGAGCAUACGCGGAAUAUUUUGAUCAAUUGUUUUUGCCGCACGAAUCGAGUAGAUCUUGGAUUUGCUAUCUUAGGUAUCUUCUUCAAAUAUGGUUACAAAGCGAAUGUGGUUUCCUUCAACACUCUAAUAAAUGGGUAUAUUUUACAAGAUAACACUGCUGAUGCUGUGAAAUUGUUCCUCAGGUCGAUGAAAGACGGAGACAUUAUACCAAAUGAGAUUACGUACGGGACCAUCAUAAACGGCCUUUGUAAACUUGGAAACACUACAAUGGCUGUACAGUUGGUCCGGAGUAUGCAAAAAUGGAACUUUAAGCCUAAUGUUGUGAUUUAUAGCGCUAUCAUUGACAACCUUUGUAAGGACGGAAACAUAGAUGAUGCUUUCAGCCUCUUGUCAGAGAUGAGAGAAUGGGAUGUAAUGCCAAACGUGGUUUCCUAUACCUCUUUAGUUGAUGGCUUGUGCAAAUUGGGUCGAUGGUUGGACGCCACAAGAAUGUUGCAAGACAUGAUAGAGCAAAACAUUAUUCCAAAUGUUUUAACCUUUAAUACAUUGGUGGAUGCACUUUGCAAGGAAGGAAAGACUAAAGAGGCAGAGCGUAUACUCGCGAUCAUGAUUCGAAGAGGUGAGGAACCCGAUGUAGUGACUUUCAAUGCUCUUAUGGACGGAUAUUGUUUGCAAGGACACGUGGACAAAGCAAAAGAAGUGUUCAACUCCCUGGUGGGUAAGGGCCUUGAGCCCAACGUACGCAGCUAUAAUAUUUUGGUGAAUGGAUACUACAAGAAGAGGAAUUUAGACGAAGCCAUGCAUCUCUUUCGAGAAAUGGCUUGUAAAGGGUUAAAACCUAAUGUCGUCACUUACACCACUUUGUUGAAGGGGCUGUUUACAUUAGGAAGGUGUGAUACCGCAGAUAGUUUGUUUCACGAGAUGAUACGUAAAGGUCAAAAUCCUGACAUUUUAACUUACUCGGUUUUGUUAGACGGCUUCUUUAAGAACCAUGAAAUCGUUAAGGCAGUAGAGGUGUUUCAUUCAAUGCAAGAUCAUGGCAUAACUCCUGAUAUUGUUAUCUACGGUAUCCUCAUAAAUGGCAUGUGCAAAGCUGGGAAAAUUGAAUAUGCUCGGGAGAUUUUUAGUUCGAUUUCAGCUAAAGGUUUGAGACCCACUGUUAAGACUUACAACACAAUGAUUUGUGGACUUUGUAAGGAGACCCUAGUGGAUGAAGCUGAGCAGUUACUCUUGCAAAUGGAGGGAGAUGGGUGCCCACCAAAUGAUUUGACUUACAAUGUCAUUGUUCGUGCAUUCCUGCAGAGGAGAGACAAUCGCAAGGUUAAGAUGCUUCUACAAGAAAUGAUCAAUAGGAAUUUAUCAGCAGAUGCAUUUACUAUGUCCACAUUAAUGGAUUUACACUCCAAUGGUGGUGGGGAUUUUGAUUAUUUCACGAUGAUCCAGAAUCUUGUGUCAAGGGAUAGAAAAACCAUGUCCUAGAUUGUAAGGGGAGUACUUGAUGUUAUCAAAAGCUGAAUCCUCGUGUAUGUGGCUUGCAAGGAUUGACAAUGUUCUAUGUUCUAUUGCAAAGUUUUGCCUUGAAACACAUGGAUUCAGUAGUUGUAGGUUUUUCUUCCCUGCUUUCACCAUAUAAUCAGAACCACAGAAGGUACUUCUAUUGCAAAGUUUAGCUUUCUAAGAUGUAAAACUCUUCCUGUUUCCCUAUAGACCAUAUGGUUCGCAUAGCAUAAUCAAUUGCACUUGUGGAGUUCAAA